Molecule: messenger RNA, 772 nt
Organism: Rhizophagus irregularis DAOM 181602=DAOM 197198
Lineage: Eukaryota; Fungi; Glomeromycota; Glomeromycetes; Glomerales; Glomeraceae
Source: RefSeq, a predicted model, not a curated record
ACAAUGUUAUAUAUUACAUAUUACGCUAGCUAACUAUUAAAUUAUUCAUUAUUAAGUAUUGAUAAUAUAAUUCUUUAUAUAAAAUGUAUAAAAGUAUCUGAAAAUAAAAUUAUUUGAUAAACAUGUUUUACUAUAGUAAUUUGAAAAAAAACAAAAAAAAUGAAACUUUUCCUUAAAACGAAAUAAUCCCAUGAACUCCAAAAAACAAUCUGUCCGCCGAGAUCUAAGAAAAAAAUAAAAGAAACAUUAAAUGUUUCAACUUAUAAGUAAAACAAGUAAAAUAACUUUUCGUGAUGAGGGAGCACUUUAAAUUCUUGUAUUCGCAGUAUCAAAGUCAAAUUUUCAUUUUGAUUCAUUAUAUGCCAAUAGUAAUACCAUUGGAAAUUUCAUGCGUCCAAAGGCCUGAUCGUCACAAGAAAUACAAAAGAACCGCUGGAAUUCUGAUAUCCCUUCCUUUACCAAUUUCUUCUUCAUCGAUUAUAAAUUCAUCAUAUUUAAAAUAACGAAUAUACUCAUUCUCUAGCUUUUUUUCAAUCCAUUUUUUUACCGAAGUUAUUUUGUCAUUUAAGUUAUAAUAUACUUGUUUUUUUUUUAAAAAAAAAAUCGUUACGAACUCUUAAUUUUCAUUGCAUAAUGCAAUGAUUUUUGUCUAAUAAAGAAAAAUAUCAAAAUGUUGCUAAAUGUUCUGCUAAGAUUUUUAUUAGAGAGAGUGAAACAAGAGGAAGAGAAAAAGAGAGGAAGGGAAAGGGUGAGACUGUGAGAAAGGAAAAAA